Physella acuta is the source of this 4265-nucleotide messenger RNA. RefSeq lists its product as uncharacterized. NCBI's taxonomy places the organism in Eukaryota, Metazoa, Mollusca, Gastropoda, Physidae. The record is from RefSeq and is a predicted model, not a curated record.
AAAAAAAUAUGGAUUGGGUCAAAUAAGGUGAAAAGGGCCAGGGUGAUGGAGGCUGAUGAGAUUCUAAAACUAGAGCAACUGAAGUAAUGCCAUUAAAAUGACUGGGAGCUCAGAGUAUAACAACAUUGCCAUGUCAUCCGUCACAACAUCAGCAAACGUCAUCUCUUUUGUCACACAACCGUCAAUGUCAGACGACCCUGAGGUUGAGUCAAACAGGCAGGUCGAAGAUGAUGAGAAAGAUUUCAACAUGACAGACACUAUAGCUGCUGUUGUCUCAGCUAUACUUGCAGUUAUAUUUUUGGUAAUGGUUGUCUGUGUCAUUCAGAUUAUUAAGAAGCGUCGCAGGGAGCGACAAGGAAACAGACUCAACCGACCAGUCAUACAGACAGUUACUCCAGCAUCUUUUGGUGCAAGUGUAUCAGCUUACAGGAAUGCCCCAGUCACACCUGCAGCUAGUUUUACCUGGGAGAGUGUUACUACCAGUGAGGCUCCCAUCCUCCAUCUAGAGCAACAAGAGAUGGAGAACCACAUGUCUGAUGUUCUCUCAUACAUACCUUCAACUUCCUCCACAAUAUUAGUCACAGCAAUACUUCACCAAGAUCCUUCCAGGUUGUAUGAGGAACCUCGUGAAGCUUUGGCUGGGAGUUCAGCAUCAAACUCAUUAGCAGCUCCAACAAGUUCUACAUUCCCAAGAGAUCAGUAUGUUACAAUGAAAACUGUACCAUUCCAUGAAGUUUACUAUACAAAUUCUUCUACGGAGAAUAUUCUGAGAGAGAGCAGUUCUAAAGAUAGUCAAAAUACAAUACAAUCUCAAGACUCUGUACCCUCUCCAGUUGAUGUGAAAGAAAUUGAAUUUUCUAUAUCACAGGAGUCCAGCUAUGGCUAAAUCAUUGAUAUCUACUUGAACAUUGCCUAUACAAUCACAUUCCUCUAUUCCAAUGUUAUAUUGUUUACACCACUACUUUACUGGCGAUUUCUAGUCAUUAUUUCCUGUUUUUAUGAUUUUUAUACAACUGAAUAUAUUUUAUCUCAUUUCCUUUAAAAACUAAGACAUUUUUUCAUUGUACUCUACUUUUAUUGAAAAUUAUCUGCCUUUGAUAUUUUAAAAUUAUGGAACUAGCACUGACAUGCCGUUCAUGAUUUCUACACAAGUACUCCAGGACAGGCAGCCAAGAGAAGAACCUAUUGCCAGAAGCAGCAAAGAUUUUAGACCCUAAGUAUAGAUUUUAAAAUUUGCAUGCUUCACAGUUUAAAAUUUUAUGUCUUAAGAAGUUUUAACACUGAUUACAUGGUGAAAACCAAUUAGGAAACGGACAAAAUAUUUUUGUAUUCCUGAGUAAUAAUUAUUGUUUUACUUUUUACUCAAUCCAAAAAAGUGACUUGUAAGAUAUGACAAUCUUUAGUAAGAAUUUUGUAAAAUAUUCCAUGAUAAGUAAGUGUAAACAUUAGAUAUAAUUAGAAAAAGUAUUUUUUUAAUCUUUCCAUCCCAUAUAUCUUUGGCACUAUUUCAAAAUAGCUUUUGGUGCUGACAGACUUGUAGUGGCCAUACUUUCCCUCUUAAUUAACCUGAGCACUUACUGACAUAGUGAGUGUAAUACAGCAGCCAGUGGCAGUUCUAUAAUCCCUUCCUUUGUCUUACAACUAUUUGCAACUAUCUCAUGUUUAAACUCUUAUCAAUUGUAUAUUAGAAGAAAACUAUUAUAGGAUUCAAUAAAACAGCAAUCAUCAAAAGUAUGUUUCAUAUGAUUUUUAAUGCAAACCAAGCGCUAAAAUGAUGUUGCUAAGUGAAAUAUAUAAUUUCAAACACUGUGUCUUACAAUUUUAAAUUAUACUAAUUAUUAUCUACUGUGAUAUUUUUAGCUAUUAAGUAAAAAAAAUACUUUAAACAUAGCCAAUAUAAACUAUGUUUAUUGUGUGAUACAAUUAACACUAUUUUUACAAAGUGAAAUAAAUAGCUAAAAAGUUAUUUUUUUAAAUUUUACUUUGUAGAUCUUUCUUUAAAGAUAUUUUAUCUUGAAAAGCAUUCAUACUUUACUUUCUUAGUACAAAGGGAAAAAUAUUAAUUAUUUUCCAUUGUUAUAGUCACACUCUGUUAAUUUUUUUUUUUAAAUAUUGAUCAAAUAUACUACAGUGAGUGAUAGUCAUUUUAUUUACAUAAAAGUGAAUCCUGUACAAUAUCUUAAAACUGUUCUUGUUGUUGAAAAGCACAUUACUCAUUGUGCCUAACAUUGCCUACAUAUUUUUAUUUUUCUAAUACAUUAUUUGGUUGUUUUUUUUUUAAAGCUACCAAAGCAAGCAAUAGAUUGAGUAGCAUUUAAUAUUUCUGAAAUAUUUCACAUAUUUUUUAUCUUACUUACAAAUUUACAUAUUUGUGAAACAUUAUUUUAUUAAACUCUACUUUUACUUUUUUUUUUACUCCACAUUAAAAAUAAACAUUCCAAGAACUCACAUUUAUUUGAUUUAUAAAAACAUUUUUAUGAAUAGGGCCAGAAUUGUAAACUCUAGUCUACUUGAUGCUUGUAAAAUUUGGUGCUACCUAUAAAUUUAGGCAUCCUAGUUGUAUAGAAAUGAUAUUUUCCUUUAAAAUUUAUGUGUUUGAAAUAGUCGAUUGGCUAAGUUGGAAUUUAGGACUAAUUUUAUUUAUUAACAAACUUUUAACAAAAUUUAUAGAAGAAAAAUUAUCCAAAGAUUCUUUGUUAAAAUUGUAUUAUAAUUAAUUAUUAUUUUUUAUUGUUAUUAGAAUUAUUGUAUUAUUAUUACUAUUUAACUAUUAUUAUAGACUAAUUUUAUGCUUUAAUUCCCUCCUUUUCACCUUUGAAAAUGUGUUUAAUAUUUUCUUGUUUAGAUUAGAACGUACUUAAGAUUCAAAUAUUCAAUUUGAGAGUUUGUUUCUUGCAUUCAGAUCAAAGCUCUGCAUUUUUAUACACAACAUACAACCUUUGUGUAAGUAUCUCUCCACAAACUUGUAGAAUUUUGUUUUAUUUUCAAUAUGUAUUACCUUCAAAUAGUCCAUGUUUUUUUUUAAUGAAAAUUCUAUAUUUCUUUAACCCUGUAAGCUUAGUUAACGUGUACAUUUGAAAUAGGUCAACUAUUAUUAUUUUAAAGUAGACAAAAUUAAUUUUAUCUAUAGCAAUAAUGUCUAUGAUUUUUUAAUGUUUGUAACAAGCUUAUAAUGCAUUACAUCAUAAUACUCGUUUUUAAUACUUGCCUUGUCCAUAAGAUAUCAAAAACUUGUGAACUUGGAAAAUAAUAUCAGAAAUGCCCGGUAUUUUUUAACCAUCCUAAAAUUAAUUAGGAGCAAAUUUGAUCAAAAAUGUGAGAAGGUCACAUUUGUGCACAUUAACAGCAUCAGCAGCAAACUUAAAUUUGUUGAUUGCAUAAGUGUAUAAUCUUGUUUCCUAACACUUUAUACCACCAGAAAUAUUUUUUUCUGUCCAUGUUGUGCAGAAAAGUUCAAGUAGUACUUAAUUGUUAACAAAAAGUUGAAAUAGUACUUAAUUGUAAACGUUCACAUUUAGCUUUCUUUCAUUUUGCUGGUUAUUGUCACACAUUUCUGUCACCUCUCUUAGCAAGCUCAUUAUAGAAUCAAAAUGAUUUUUGUGGUUACAGUAGGUUAAGACUAGUUGAACACUAGUCCUGUAUUAAAUUUUAUUAAUUAAAUAGAGCUAAUUUUAAAUAAAACAAGAAGAGAAUGAUAUCCGCUUCACUCUAAGCUGUUGCUGCAAAUAGUUUGAAUUACAAUUUAUUUUAUCUAAAGCUUUAAAUUUUAAGAACUUAAGCGUUCUUACUUCUUUCUUCUUCUGUGUUCUUAAGAACUUAAGCAAACAAAAGUAAUUUUGUAGCUUUUAAUACAAGUCACUUUUAAGUCAAAGUUAACAUGCUAUUAUGAAACAAAUUAAAGAUUACCCAGGCAGUAAAUUAGCAUGUUCUGUAUGGUCAAGUAGUAGAGCAUGUUUUGCUAACCCAAAAGUUGUGAGUUUGCCACUUAAGACUUAACCGCCGUAUCCAAACUAGGGGUUGAACCAGGGAAGGAACCCUGGGCAGAACCCAGCAGUUAGCAACAUGGGGACUAAAAUACUUUAUUCUGUAUCCUGUUGCAGUCUGCCUGGCUUAAGAGUAAUAGACUAAGUAUGUUGUAUAACUUAGUAUGAGGGAAAAUGGAGAAAAUUAGCAUAUUCUUACAAAUUUUUAAUGGUACUUUCAGUGGGACUAUGGUUUGAAUUAAUUUUAUGUUAUUGUAUCAAGUAGUUUAAUGUUAAAAUAUA